GAGCGCAAGAGGAAGAUUUGCGAAGACAAGCUCGAGGCUUAAGACAAGUACAUUGAGAACAUGAAUAAAGGAGUAGUGGAGCUAAAGAAGAACGUGAAUCUGUUGGUUCACAACGGGUUGGAGGAGCACAUUGGCAACUUCCUUGACUUCAGCACUUUUGAGAACAUCAUCAACCUCUAUCGACUGCUGACCGCAAUUUUGGCAUUCACCGACUAUAGAAAGAAGGUGAAGGCUCAGUAUCCGGAAGUGGACGUCACGACAGUCACCUUCGAGGGAUGCACUAUCUUUCCUCCAGCCUUUGAUGCUGAGUUUGUGGCCGUGGAGGAAGAGGAAGAAGUGCAAGAUGCUGAAGUUGAGGAUCAGGCAGACCCGGCCGAAGUCCAGCCUCCCAUAGUUCAUCUAGUUUCCUCUGACGAAGUGCACCCAGCUCCUCCUGAAGUAGAAGUGCUACCUCUGCCAGUUGGGGAUUAGCCACCUCCACCACCUCUUCCUAUUGAGGAGCAGCCUCUUUCUUCAGCAGAUUAGCUUAGGAUUUUCUAUUUUUGAGUUAUAUUUGUAAUGAACAUUUUUGUAAUUGAUUGUUUACUAAUUUAUAAAAUUUUUGAAGUUAUUUUUGGUGUUCAGUUUUGAUUUCUGAUUGUUGUUUUGUUUUAAGUAAAUCACUUUAGAUAAAAUAAAGUGACUUUAAUUAA
Messenger RNA from Rubroshorea leprosula, 692 nucleotides. The record is from the annotation of a GenBank genome assembly. Lineage: Eukaryota; Viridiplantae; Streptophyta; Magnoliopsida; Malvales; Dipterocarpaceae.